UUAAGCUAACGGCAAGCUAACUCCCGCAUUAUUUUACAAACCUUUUCGCAGUUUGUGCUUAAGAUGCUAAAAAAUAUAUAUAUAUUCUCCAAUUUGUAUUAUUUUUGUUUAAGAAAGUAAAGAAAAGAAAAAAAUCGAUUAUAACCAGAAAUUAAAUUUGGAGUUAAUUUUUUUUUUUACUUUUUGUUAGCUGUCGUCAAACUUUUUUAAAAUUUAAAAGACUUCUGGAUGGAACUCUGAGUUUCGGGGUUAGAAGUUCCUACCUGAACCUGAAAGCACCACGAGCUGUCCUUCAGGUAGGCAGGCAGGAACACAGGGAGGCGGUAAAAAAAAAAAAAAAAAAAAUCCUCUCGUGCCGGCUCAAGUUGACGUCCGACGCUGAGGCUCCGCCCCCUUAGUGGGCGGGAACCACCUCGUCAUUCUUCUGAUUUGCUCGAGACUCUUUUUCUCCUGGCUCUGUCACUCUUUUCGUGCGUCGUUCGCUUAAGCCUGCCGUAAAGAGUCCGUCUUCCGAACCGGAUAACGCUUUUUUACUCGAAGUUUCCCUCCGAAGUGUUCCGGUUGAGGAUUCGAGACGAACCGCGGAUUACAGAAAGGAGAUAAAGGAGAGAAACCUGGAGGAAGUAAAGGGAGUUCAAACGUCGAAGUAACCAUGGAGGUUCCUGGUAUGCAGAGUUCUCAUAUUGAUCCAGAAGAACUUUUCACUAAGUUGGAUCGAAUUGGAAAAGGAUCAUUUGGAGAGGUGUUCAAAGGCAUCGAUAACCGCAGCCAGAGCGUGGUCGCCAUCAAGACGAUUGACCUGGAGGAGGCGGAGGAUGAGAUCGAGGACAUCCAGCAGGAGAUCACGGUGCUCAGUCAGUGCGACAGUCCGUACAUCACCAAGUACUUCGGCUCCUACCUGAAGGGCAGCAAACUAUGGAUCAUCAUGGAGUAUCUGGGUGGAGGUUCGGCGCUGGACUUGCUGCGGGCGGGGCCCUUCGACGAGUCUCAGAUCGCCACCAUGCUGAAGGAGAUCCUGAAGGGUCUGGACUACCUGCACUCGGAGAAGAAGAUCCACCGAGACAUCAAAGCUGCAAACGUCCUGCUGUCCGAACACGGUCAGGUGAAGCUGGCCGACUUCGGCGUGGCGGGUCAGCUGACCGACACGCAGAUCAAGAGGGAAACCUUCGUGGGAACGCCGUUCUGGAUGGCGCCUGAGGUCAUCCAGCAGUCGGCCUACGACUCAAAGGCGGACAUCUGGUCUCUGGGCAUCACCGCCAUCGAGCUCGCCAAAGGGGAACCGCCAAACUCAGACAUGCACCCCAUGCGCGUCCUCUUCCACAUCCCCAAGUCUCCUCCUCCGACGCUGAGCGGAGACUUCUCCAAGAGCUUCAAGGAGUUCACGGAGGCGUGCCUGAACAAAGACCCCGCCUUCCGGCCGACCGCCAAAGAGCUGCUCAAGCACAAGUUCAUCACCAAGAACUGUAAAAAGACGUCUUACCUGAGCGAGCUGAUCGACAGGUACAGGAGGUGGAAGGAGGAGGGGCACAGCGGCAGCAGCUCCGACGACUCGGACAGUGAGUCCAGCAAUAAAGAAAACGACGUGCAUCCCGAGUGGUCCUUCACCACCGUCCGGAAGAAGACGACGGAAGGCAGGAAGGUCCUCAACGGGACGACUCCAGAGCAGCUGAGUAAAUCCGCCAGCCUCAGCACGGUCAUCUCCCCGGUCUUUACGGAGUUGAAGCAGCAACACAAGGAACAUUCUAUGCAGCGACUGGCCAUCGAGCAGCUGGAGCACAACAUUCAGCUGGCUGAAGACGUCUGUCCGGGCAUCACAGACAAGAUGGUGACGCAUAUCAUCGCCCGGUGCCAGAAAUUCACGACAAACUGAAGACCAGACGAACCAAAAAGAUAAUAAGAGUCUUCAUACCGUCACCCCGCUGGAAAACAGAGGAGAUUUGCUGUGCAAUGAAUCCUCUCAACACUCUUGUAUAAUAUUCAGCACACACUAAUAAAGUAAUAUGUACACUAUGUUUCCUCACUGCUGCUGGAGGAGGAAACCUUUCUGUCUUUAAGUUGAAUCCAAAUCAGUCAGAAAUCAUUUUAAAAACAUUAUGUGCCUUAACUUCUCCAUCUUUUUUUCAUAGAUUUUUACAGAAAGGUUUCUUUCUCCUGCGGCGGUCGCCUUUAGUUUGGUGUCAUGACUCGCCCGAGUCCGUCUGUCUGUUCAGCAGCACUUGAAAUACCUUCAAUCUUAUAGUUGUGUCGUUUUUGUUCUUACGUUUUAAAACUUCCAGGUCAGGAUGACCCUUCGGAGUCCAACAUGGGGUUAAACUUUAUCGCGACAGAAGAGAUUCCUCAGUGUUAGCUAAAGAUUAGCGUAGCAUAUGUCUGAAACACUCAAAGGAAAGCAUGGGAUUUGUUUUGAGUGGGGAAUUGGUGAACCUGUUUAGAAAUGUUCCAAAGUGAAUCCAGACCAAACUUUUGUGUCACUUGGCUAACUUAACCGGGCUGGUAGAAGGGUUACUAGCUUGCCAACCAACAGGCUAGCUAGAGAACUUUUGAGUCAACUAGCUUAACCGGACUAUGCUAGGAGUUACUAUCUUGCCAACCAACAGGCUAGCUAGAGAACGUUUGAGUCAGCUAGCUUAACCGGACUAUGCUAGAAGUUACUAGUUUGCUAACCAACUGGCUAGCUAAUCAGGACUAGUUUAGGAGUUACUAGUUUGUUAGCCAUCUGGUUAGCUAGGGAACUUUUGAGUCAGCUAGCUUAAAUUAGACUACUCUCGGAGUUGCUAGUUCGUUAGCCAGCUGGCUAGCUAGAAAACUUUUGAGUCAGUUAGCAGACCAGGACUGGUCCAAGAGUUACUAGCUCACUAACGAACAAGCUAGCUAGGAAACUGUUGAGUUGGCUAGCUUAACUGGACUAGUUGAUGCAUUACUAGCUUAAUGACUAACUUGCUAGCUAUGAAACCUUUUAGUCUAUUUUGAGUGUGCUAGCUUAAUCAAUCUAGUCUCUGUGUUACUAACUUGCUAUCCGUCAUGCUAGCAAGGAAUCUUAGCUAGCUUAGCUUAACCGAAGUAAGCUAGGAAUCACUAGCUUGCUAACCAAAAUCCUAGCGAGCAAUCUUAAAUCUGCUAGCUUAACCGGACUAGGCUAGGAGUCACUAUCUUGCUAACAAACAGCUUAGCUAGAAAACUUUUGUGUCAUUUUUGAGUCUGCUAGCUCAACCGGACUAGUCUUUGCAUUACUCACUUGCUAACCUACAUGCUAGCUAGAAAUCUUUUUGAACCUCUGCAGAAUUUGGCUAAAUUUCCAUCGAUUGUUCGGCUUUUCUUUUGGGCCGUGAAAUCGAGUUUUUGCAAAGUUUCCGUCGCUUUUCGGGUGCGUGUUCAAGUUUUUGUUUUUAUUGUGAUUAAAAGACCUGCAGGUCAUUAGAGGCCUUCAGGUUUUUUUGUUUUGUUUUAUUUUUAUUUUCUAAUCCAAUAACUAUGGGAACUUUUGCUGUUGGCCUUCAAAUGUCCAAAAGCUGAAUUCAAACCAAAUGAUUGUUUUAAAACGUACUGAAACGUAGCAAAAGCUGUUUUCAGGACAAAGGUGGGAGCUGUAAUUCAGUACAGUGCUGACAGUUUGUACCAAAGACACUAUAAGACUUGGUCAAUGUAUAUUUUUGUUUUUUAUAUAUGUUAUAAGGGAUACGAGAGUGGCUGUAAAAGGGGAGUUCGUCAAAUGAAAGAUGUACGAUUUUACAAUAACAUACUUUUUUGUAGCGGGACUUAGAGUUUUAUGAAUAAAUAUUUAUGUAUGAUUGUGA
This is a messenger RNA of Oryzias melastigma (Indian medaka), 3794 nucleotides long. It is a transcript of the gene stk26, whose product is annotated as serine/threonine protein kinase 26. The transcript has 12 exons. Gene Ontology annotation, biological process: protein phosphorylation. Lineage: Eukaryota; Metazoa; Chordata; Actinopteri; Beloniformes; Adrianichthyidae. Gene Ontology annotation, molecular function: protein kinase activity; ATP binding. The coding region runs from base 653 to 1870 and encodes 405 amino acids. The record is from RefSeq and is a predicted model, not a curated record.